AUGCUCGACAUACUGUCCUUUGGAAUUGACAAUAUUUACAGGAAUAAUUUUAAUACACCUCAAUCGAUGGAUACUUAUCUAAAUUCCAGUUCUCCUUUUGUUUUAAGAAAUGAUUCUCCAUCAGAUAGGUUCAUAGAGCUGGCCUUAAAGAACCAUAAUGAUGAGAAUACCAAUUAUGAAAAACUGGAAACAUUGGACAAUUAUGACAGCGAUAAUUCAAUAGAAUAUUUUGAACACACAAAUGCCGCUCAGUUAGCUUUAGGGAAUGAACAAGACAUUGAAAUAGGCGAUCAAAGUAAUACAGUGGAGUUGGAUCAAAUAUUGCAUGAAGUUUCCAUCAUUAAAGCCCAAUUUUCCCAGAUGAUAAACACAAUUGAUUGCGUUGCUAAUGGUCAUCCAAAAAAUGAGAUUGUUGAGAAUGAAGUAUUUGAUCCAAUGAUCACAUCCAUUUUGGAUAUUGUAAAAACAUUAGCGGCCCCAAAUUCCUCAGAACUGUCCCACCCGAACAAAUACAUGGAUAUCAAACCACUAGAUGACCCUUGCGCACAUUUACCAAAUUAUGGUGUUAUUUUAUGUAAAUCUCCGAGUUCCUCCUCUCAGUUAUGGGAUGAAUACACCAAAGUGCCAAACGAGUUGGGUGUCAAGGAUUUGAUGAUGUGCGUCUUAAAUAUUAAGAAGGAUUUGGAAUAUAAUAACAAUCAAUCAGUGCAGGAUUUUGAACUAAUUUUGAAGAGAACGACAUCUAUCCAAAGAUUAGAAAAAUUGUUAGGAUCCUCAUGGAGGAAUAAAGAUAAGAAUUUUUCCAGACAAAUAAAUAGGAGGAAGAAAAUUUGGAAUUCAAUCGAGGAAGGUUUAAAAGAUGGACUCACACUGGAACAAUGUUUCUGCAUAUUAGAUAGUUACAUGCAUAGCAUCAACAAAGGAUUAAGCAUAUAUUACAACGGGGUUCCUUUUCGGUUAGUCGAUAUGCAGUCACUUCUUCACGAGUGA
This is a messenger RNA of Naumovozyma castellii, 990 nucleotides long. RefSeq lists its product as uncharacterized. The transcript has a single exon. The record is from RefSeq and is a predicted model, not a curated record. The coding region runs from base 1 to 990 and encodes 329 amino acids. Lineage: Eukaryota; Fungi; Ascomycota; Saccharomycetes; Saccharomycetales; Saccharomycetaceae.